Symbiodinium pilosum is the source of this 2016-nucleotide messenger RNA. NCBI's taxonomy places the organism in Eukaryota, Dinophyceae, Suessiales, Symbiodiniaceae. The record is from the annotation of a GenBank genome assembly.
AUGGCCUCUAAUUUCUACGCACGCUCCAGGAGGGAGAGCCCGAAGUCUUCGAUGCUGCCACGAAAGAAUGGGUCUUGGGAAGCCAUGCUCAGCCCUGUCGCCAAUGCGCGCAGCUACGAUGCAGAGGCCGUUUCGCUCCCACCUGAAUCGAGCCCAGUGCAGAACGUGGCGUUAAGUGCCAAGGCACCUCCAGGAGACAGGCCAUACGGGGGAACACCAUCCACUCGUCGGCGUGUGCUGGGAGAUCUAUCCAAUCGGAACUGGGCGGGAGGCAGUGGUGAGAAACCCUUUCUGGAGUCGCGCACUCCACGCGCGCGUACGGGACGAAGACGGCCUUUCGAAGUCUUUCUGGGAGGUGAGAAUGCAUCUGAUCCAACUAGUGUGGGCAAAGCUCGCGGGCUCCGCGAGAACCCAGCGCCACCGAUGCCGCAGAAAGAGGACAGCAAGAGCUUUGAGAAGGAUCUUCCGCAUGUGGAGACCUUCGACUGCUCGUGCGAGGAGGGGAACUUUUGGCAGCCAAUAUGGGAGGGUGGGCCUGGUGACCCAAGCCUACUUGCAUCCGGGCUUGGGAAGGCAAUGGAGCUUGCGGACUUGGAGGCGCAGUGGCUGGAUCAUUGCGCUGAAUUUCCUCCUUUUGAGUCAGAGGAGUGGUCUGGCAAAUUGACGCCUGAGAGGAGGAUCAAGGACGAUUCCUUUUGCAUGCCUUCACCCCCGUCAAUAUCCCCAUUCCGGAUGGAGAUUGACCUGGAUAUGGCAUGGGGCAAGGUGCUAGGACUUGGAAGUGCUGCGGACAAGGCACCUCUUUUCCUGGGGUCUCCCCUGAGGUCUCUUCCGACAGUGGAAGAGGACCGCCGGCCAGACCAGAUCACUCUGGACGAUCGUUGGGGAGUUUGGGAGGCCAAGAGCUGCGAUGCUUCAGUGCACGCUGUUCGACUACACUUGGCUGGGGAGGAGGUUCAGGGCAGCUUCUCAACACGAGAGGAAGCCUUGGCCUUCCAGCUUGAGCAGCUGCAGGAGAAGUUGUCCUGGCCGCGCCAAGCUGUCAACCUGAAGCCGCAGAGAUCGCCAAUGUGGGAUCAUCCCGAGGAGCUGGAGCUGCAGAAGCAGUACACAUUCCGGGAUGUGGCUCUUGCAAGACAGAGAUCAGGCGUAGACGACACCGAAGGUCAGGCGCUAACAACUGCACAGUUGGAGGCCUACCGGGAUCGUGGCUUCUUGUUGGGCUUGCCGAUCCUUGAUGGAGACGACCUGGCAAGCGCGCAAGAGCAGUUUGAUGAGAUGGUGGCUGAGCGAACUGACCGGGCUCCAGAUGCUGAGUCCCGAUUUCGAGCAGCGCAUACUCUUGGCCGUCCUCUACACCAGGCUUUGGUGCAGAGGAUGGCGAAUGAUCCCAAGGUUCUGGCAAUCGUCCAGGACAUUCUUGGGCCUCAAUUCUGCUGCUGGAGUGCUCACCUCUUCUGCAAGUUACCGGGCGAUCCCACUUCUCAGCCAUGGCAUCAGGAUGCCGGCUUUUGGCCCUUAUCUGAGUCACGGGCCAUUACCUUGUGGCUCGCUUUUGAUGAUGUGGAUGAGUCCAAUGCGGCUGUGCAUUUCAUCGAGGGAAGUCAUCGAUAUGGGCGCUUGCCAUGGAAAGAGACAAGCGCCUCCCAUCACCUACUGACACAGGAGAUUCCAGACGUAGAUCUCAUGGGAGUUGCAGUCCCACAGAGGCUGCGAGCUGGGGAAGCGUCGCUACACAGCGACUUAACGGUUCAUGGCAGCCUGGGCAACGACAGUGAACGACGGAGAGCAGGGUUGGCUCUACGUUUUGUUGGCUGCGAUGCCACCUGCCUGGGUGCCAUGCUGAACGGCUACAAGAUGAACAGCGCGUGCAUCCUGCCUAGAGGCAAGCACUCAGAUCCGCGGGGCCAUUGGAAGUCCUUGAAGAAAAGGUCAGGCAACGAGCGUCGCAGGCGUCCACUUCAGUCAGUUGAUCCAUGCUCGCCGCACGGCCCUCGCUGCAGAAUCAUCUGCUGA